AUGCAAAAUUCUUCUCUUAACAAACCUUCAAGCAAUAAAACUACAUUACUGGGUUUUGCCAAAGUUGCUUCGCAGAUUCAAAAAGAAACUUCUUCCACUGAAUCUCUUUCUUUACAGUCUACUUCACAAGCUAUUAGUACAGAACCUAACACUGAAACCCCUAUUCACCUUGUGCCUCAU
Racocetra fulgida is the source of this 180-nucleotide messenger RNA. Lineage: Eukaryota; Fungi; Glomeromycota; Glomeromycetes; Diversisporales; Gigasporaceae. The record is from the annotation of a GenBank genome assembly.